Molecule: messenger RNA, 3513 nt
Organism: Hydra vulgaris (swiftwater hydra)
Lineage: Eukaryota; Metazoa; Cnidaria; Hydrozoa; Anthoathecata; Hydridae
Biological process (GO): resolution of meiotic recombination intermediates; DNA repair; DNA replication
Cellular component (GO): Slx1-Slx4 complex; nucleus
Molecular function (GO): protein binding
Source: RefSeq, a predicted model, not a curated record
AUCAAUUGAACUUCUUACUUCACAUUAAGAAAUGUGCUGUUAAGCGUAACAUUCCCAUAAGUCAACUUUUGCUUAUUUUUCAAAAGAAUCAAGAAUCAUUAUCAACAAAUAAAAUAAAAUUGAGUGAAAUACCAUUGAAUAAAUGUGAAACCGUCAAAUCUGGUAUAAAUCAAAAUUUAACAAAAAAGAAACUAAAAGAUGAUAAAAAUCAUGACAUAAAGCUUGUCAAAUAUUCUGCUGCGAUGAAAGAAGCUAUCAUGGAAAGAGCACUUGCUUUGACAAAUCAAGAGGUUUGUGAAAAUUCAGUAAUAUUAGAGGAUAAAAAGAUAUUAAAAGCUCAAAGAGAUAUUGACAUGAUUCCUAAGCAAUCUAUAUUUAUGUUAUCUGACAGGUUUAUGCAAAAUAACAAUUGCAAGCUUUGGGAGUUAGCAUCUAUGCCAAAAAAUAAAAAUGAUGCAACAUACUAUAUUCUACUUUUACAAACAAAUCUUUCUACAAAGGAAAAAACACUAUCAAUAGAAGAUAAUUUACAUAAAAAACAAUGUAAUGAAGCUAUUACAGAUACACAGCAUGAAAAACUGAGUAUAUUAGUUGAGUUAGCUGAUGAAACUUGUCAAAGUAAUGGCUUUAUAAGAGAGUCAAAACAAAAUGGAAACCUUUCACAUCUUGAAAUGUUAAGUAAUGAUAUGAAGUUACUUUUAGAAGAAUCAUUAUUUGCUGAUUUUAUAUUUCAUUGUGAUUCUAAUAUACAAGUCAAAGCUCAUCGUAAUAUUCUAGCUGCAAGAAGUGAAGAAUUUAAAAAAAUAACAUGCGAUUGUUGUGAAGUAUAUGUCAGCGAAUAUUCUUCAAUUGCAGUUAAAUUUAUGCUUAAAUUUAUAUACACUGGUUUUACAGAUGUUCCAUUUGAAAAUGCAUUUCAAGUUCAACAACUUUCUCAACGUUAUAAAUUGACUCUUUUAUAUGAAGUUUGUGCUGGAAUUUUGGCUGAAAAUUGUAAUGAAAAUGAUAGCAUAGAAGAAAUUGUUAGUUCUUUUUGGAAUGAUCAAGACAAGCGAUGUGGGAAAAAUAAUUUUCUGACAAUAACACCUGAUCAAAAUGAAGAUGAAGUUGUUGGAGAUUCAAGUAAUUCUGAUUCAGAAAUUCAAGAACUGCAUCAUCAAUUCUUACAAAUAGAAGAUAGGAUUGAAAACAUUGCACGCAUAAAUUAUUCAAAAUCAAAUAUUACUAAACAUUCUUCAGAAACAGUGUUAAGUAGUUCUCAAAGUUUACAUGAUAAAUCACAACAUAUAGUUAAAACAAUCCCUUGUGAAAGUUUAGAUAUAUCUAGUAAGCUUGAAAACAUUUCCUUUAAAUGUCAAAAUACAUCUAGUAAAAAUAAAAAUGAUUUGUAUGUUGAUUUUCAGGUGAUUAAUAAAAAUAUAUCUAAAAUUAAACAAGUUGAAUCUAUAGAUAUAUCUGAUGACGAAUAUGCACCAAGUAAUAACAAUUUAUUUACCCCUAAAAUUGCAUCAUAUGAAACACCUUUACUUAUAGACAGCAAAUCAUGUGUUGGAGAUCUUUUAACAAGAACCAAUAAUUUAGAUAACUCAUCUAUUAGUUUUAAGCCAUGCUAUGCAGUAAACCCAAGAUGCCCCACUCCAUACAAUGCUGCUAAAGUAAACGUUUUAACCUCUCAAAUUUUUACACCUGGAAACCAAACCUCAAAAAUAAAUACUCUAGGAAUCAAAACUUCUCAAGUAGUUACACCUGACUCAUACUCAAAUUUUUGUUUAUUUAACAUGUUUCAGAAUGAAAAUGUUGAAAGUGAUAGUUCUACUAUGGAUUUACUUAAUCCAAUUAAUAGUAAAUGUACAAAAUGCAGUUCUCCUAUACAAAAGAUUAAUGAAACUCCUAAAAUUAACUUUGACAAGACUAUGUCUUGUGACAAUUGCUCAAUUACAAAUUUGCAUUUAAGAGAUAAAAAUAAUGUUUUAACUGCAUUAACACCAAUAAAUUUAAAAUUAAAUAGCAAAAAUGAAAGUGUAAUUUUUCCAGAUGGUGAAACAAGCAACAAUAAAACAAUGAUUAAACCAGCUCUAAGUCCAGCUCGAAAACGAAGAAAACUAAUUGAUCAUUCUAAUUUUGGAAAAUCUAGCUCAGUGGAUCCUGAAGGCACACCUGAUGAAAAAAGCAAAGAUAAUUUUGAAAGUAGUGUAUCCAGUAUUCUGCCAACUCAUCUUAAUAAUCACCCAAAUAAUCAGGAAACAUCCUUUAAUGCAAGCACAAGCCCUUAUUAUGAUGGUGAUGAUGGUGGCUAUAACUCUAUUGUGUUUAAUGAAAAAUGUUUUCAUGAAGGUAUAGAAAAAGACAGCACUAACUCGCAGCAUUUAAUAAAUAACUCUCUUGAAACUAAAAAUAAAUCUAAUGUUGUUGAAAAAAAUAAUAACUCAAAAUCUUUAAGCUCAACAUUAUCUAUAAAAUCAGUUGAUCAGUUUACUCAGCAUGACUCUCCAUUAACAUUUGAGGUCACUACUAAACCUCCGUCACAAAAUAUUGCACCGAAAUCACAUUGUAUAAAAACAUUAGAUAAUAAGAUUGAGCAUUCCUCUAAAAAAAAAGAAUCUUUCAAAGAAAGAAAAUCAUCAAUUGAAAAGAAAUCUUCAAAAGAAAAUUCAAAUGAAAUGAAAUCAACUAAAGAAAAAAAGUUUUCAAAUGAAAUGAAAUCAACAAAGGAAACUGUUACAAAAUCUAAAAGGCCUCUUAAAAAUGCUCCAUCACCAGAAUUUUAUAAUGUUCGUACUGAUAAUAAUAGCACUAUAAAUACUACUGUUGCAGAAAGUUAUAAUAAAUUUGGUCCAGGAUCCUAUAUUCACCCAGAAACCAAAGCAAUAAUAACUCCAAUGCCAGAUUACUCUUCGUUUCCUACUCCUGAGUUAGUAGCAAAAACUAGAUCUUACGCUCUCAGAGAGUUACCAAAGAAUAAAAUGGUGGCAAAGUUAAAAGAAGUAUACAAGUAUCAGCAUAAAUUUAAAAAAUGGGAAGAGGAGCCUCAAAAUAUUAAAGGUAAGCGCGUCACAAGGAGGAAGGCUCAUAACGAAAUUGAUGCAGCAUCUCUUAUAAAAAAAUACAACAACAAAAAAAUGGAUUUAGCAACAAAAAAGAUAGAAAUGAAAAAGAGAUUGAUGUUGUUUUUACGUGCAGAUGAUGCACUUCUUCAAAAAAUCUUGACAUAUGAGCCAUUAGAAAUAACAGAUUUGUUUCAUACUUUGAAGGAACGUUCAAUAGACUUCAACAAAAAAUUUCUUCUUGAGUUUCUUGAUGAACAGUGUAUUUGCUACUAUUCUAAAGAUGAAGUAAAUAAAUGGCGCAAAAAGAAAAAAGUAAAAUAAACAUUUUCGAGAGACUUAAACAUUUUCGAGAGACUUUUUAACAAAUGCAAAAACAAUGCGUAAAGAAACUUCUGAGCAAUGUAAAUAUAUAUAAUAUGCAGAGUGUUAAAUAAUUUAUUUGAGUUUUCAAAAUGUUAAAAAAGAU